This is a messenger RNA of Cajanus cajan (pigeon pea), 2166 nucleotides long. RefSeq names its product lecithin:cholesterol acyltransferase 3 (gene LCAT3). The record is from RefSeq and is a predicted model, not a curated record. Lineage: Eukaryota; Viridiplantae; Streptophyta; Magnoliopsida; Fabales; Fabaceae. Gene Ontology annotation, biological process: lipid metabolic process.
UUUGUUUUCCUUAUUUCGGAGCUUCCCACAACUUCCUCACUUUUGUUUCAUGUCUGCUAAUAAUAAUAGUUUCUAUAAGUAAGUCCCAUGUGAUGUGAUACGAAAAUAUAUACACGAGGCAUAUGUACACAUGUAGUGUAGUUGACUUGUGAUAAAGUAUUGUGGGUGAAGUAAGGGCGUGUAAUAAUUUUUUAUUAGGGAAUGAAGUUGUAAAUUUUGGGUCCUCAAGUAGCGUACAGCAAAUAAACCAAGGAAGGAGGGUGCGGUUGCAAAAAUGGAUCACCAGAUGGAUGGAGAGUACACGCAGUGGAGCAUUCUGUUCCUUCAGAAUCCAAUGUCAAUUGCGACUCUGCGGAAAGCAAAGUGACAAAAAGUGCGAGACCAGAGAAAACCAUCAUAUACAUAAUUCACAUUUAUUAGCUCUACAAACUCUAAAGUACCAACCAAUAAUAAUAAUAAUAAUAUAUAAUAAAUACACGGUCCUUGCUCAACUCAAGUAAUAGAGUAACGCUCGCUGAGUGGUAGUUGCAAUCCCUCACCGGAAGAAAAACAAAGCAACGAAACGCAGUGCAGCGAUGCGUUUUUGUCCCUGCUUUGGAUCCGACGAUGCUUCUGUGGAUCGCGACCCGGUUCUGCUGGUCUCGGGUAUGGGCGGCUCCAUUGUGAACUCCAAGCCCAAGAAAUUCGGGCUCACCACUCGGGUUUGGGUCAGGCUCCUCCUCGCUGACGUCGAGUUCCGGAAGAAGAUUUGGUCCCUUUACAAUCCCCAAACAGGUUACACUGAGACGUUGGACACCAAGUCUGAAAUUGUGGUCCCUGAUGACGAUUACGGCCUCUACGCCAUCGAUAUUUUGGAUCCCUCGUGGUUUACGAAAUGUAUACAUUUGACAGAGGUGUAUCACUUUCAUGACAUGAUUGAGAUGCUUGUUGGAUGCGGUUACAAGAAGGGAACCACGCUCUUUGGUUACGGAUAUGAUUUCCGGCAGAGCAAUAGGAUUGAUAAGUUAAUGGAAGGUCUAAAACACAAGUUGGAAACUGCUCACAAAGCUUCUGGGGGAAGAAAAGUCAAUUUAAUUUCGCAUUCCAUGGGAGGAAUUAUGAUCUCAUGUUUCAUGUCGCUUCACAAUGAUGUGUUUACGAAAUAUGUGAAUAAGUGGAUUUGCUUGGCUUGCCCAUUUCAAGGAGCCCCAGGGUGCAUCAAUGAUUCUUUAUUAACUGGAUUAGAGUUUGUCGAUGGCUUUCAAAGCUAUUUUUUUGUGAAAAGGUGGACUAUGCAUCAAUUGCUAGUGGAGUGUCCAUCAAUUUAUGAGAUGUUGGCAAAUCCGGAUUAUGAAUGGAAAAAGCAGCCAGAAAUUCUAGUUUGGAGAAAGUAUACCAAGGACGGGGACAAUAACAUCAGUUUGGAAUCUUAUGGACCAACCCAGAGUAUCUCUUUAUUUGAAGAAGCACUAAGGAACAAUGAGCUAAAUUAUAACGGGAAAAUGAUAUCACUGCCCUUUAACCAUGAUAUCCUUGAAUGGGCUGUUGAAACACGUCAACUCAUAGAAAAAGCUAAACUGCCAGAUGGAGUCUGCUUCUAUAACAUUUAUGGGACAUCAAUGGACACACCUUUUGAUGUUUGUUAUGGUUCUGAAAAAUCUCCAAUAGAGGACUUAUCUGAAAUAUGCCACACAAUGCCACAAUAUUCUUAUGUUGACGGAGAUGGAACAGUUCCUACCGAAUCUGCCAAGGCUGAUGGACUUGAAGCCACUGAAAGAGUAGGAGUUACUGCUUCUCACCGUGGAAUAUUACGAGAUGAAACAGUAUUUCAAUAUAUUCAAAAAUGGUUGGGUGUUGAGCCAAUGGAUGGCAAACAAUCUAAAACAUCUAAAGUGGCAGAUGCUUAUCCAAUCAAGCCUGUGGUUCUGUAAACUUGCCAUUUUCAUUCCACAUUGACCAUAAGAAAAUGUCAUCCCAUGCUUCUCUUUUCUUUUUUUAAGAAAAAAGAUGAGCAGCUUAGAAAGACCCAAGGUAGUUGUAUGCGCAAUAAAUAAUUUGGCGUAUCUUCAGGUAAUCAAAAAUUACCUGGGUGUAAUGUAAUUUUAUUAUGUACUAUAUGUUAUAGACUUCAUUAUUGGGUCUUGUACUAUAUUUGGUUGUUAGAAAGUAAAUUGCAUCUUUCAAUUA